Molecule: messenger RNA, 3300 nt
Organism: Chrysemys picta bellii (western painted turtle)
Lineage: Eukaryota; Metazoa; Chordata; Testudines; Emydidae
Product: proteinase-activated receptor 4-like
Biological process (GO): phospholipase C-activating G protein-coupled receptor signaling pathway; blood coagulation; thrombin-activated receptor signaling pathway
Cellular component (GO): plasma membrane
Molecular function (GO): thrombin-activated receptor activity
Source: RefSeq, a predicted model, not a curated record
CUUCAUCCCAUUGCUCCUAGUCGGACCCCCUUCUGUCUGCCCUGCCUUUGGUUUGCUCCCACUCAGAUCCCUGCGGCUGGGGAGUGUGGCCCUGCUUAGCCAUUGCUUCUUAGGCAAGCUAGGCUUUCUUCUUUCCUGACCAGGAAGGGCUGAGCUGCAUUGCACAUACCCUGGGAUGAGGGGUAGGGGCAGAGGGUGUGCUGCUGUAACACACGUCAAACUCCGAUAGUGCGCUCUGUGGGCACAUGAUUCUUGCUCAGUGCUGCUAGAACAAACACCUGCAAUCAGAGCAGCAAGAGAUUCAGGGUCUGUCUGGAGCAGGGCUCAGAUGGAAUUGUCUCAAACACAGUUUAACGUGGCGACUCAGUAGCCUACUACCACGAGCCCCAUGGUUAAAGUGCUCUGCUCCCAGCGGUCAAGGCCAGACCUACCACACAGAAUACCAACAAACUGCCGCUAAUUUCCUGUAACAGUGUCUGUCUGGUACUUUGAACCAGGCUUUAGUUAAGCAUUAGCUGCUCUCGAACGCUUUAAAGCAUAAACUCCAGGCAACCACCUGUAAUGCACAGCAGAGUGCCAGGCUCCUCCUCAGAACAGGGCUCAGACUAACUGCCCCUGGGCCACAGCAACCCCAGCCACCCAGGCACACUGCGUCCCGACAUCACAACCUCUAGGGAGCACAGGCUGUGUGUGUCUGGCUGCGUGUUCUGGGAGGGUGGGGGGCCAGCAAGUUGAGACACUGUGAAAACCUCAGUGAGCAGUAGAAGCUCACAGCACGCCCCUGGUGCAUCUGCCACUUUGCAGCAUGACCGGGCUGCUGCUGCUGGGCCUGGCAUCAUCCUUUGAUCUAGGAGAUUUUUGACUGAGUCCUUGGGCUUUUCCUCACAACUCUGGCAGCUCUCAGCAGGCUGGGCCCAGGGAAAGGGCUGUCAGGGGCUCGGGUCCUUCCUUCUUUUUGAAUAUGGUUCCUGACACCUAACCUGGAGCCUGGCCGGCUCAGUCCUGGGGAUGGAGGCCGUGUUGGGCCAGUCCAUCUGGCCCUGAACUGAUGCCAGGAGUCCUUGGAGGAAGCCCUGGCCCCGCCAUCCUCUGCCUUCAACCAGCUCCUUGCUCCAGAGAUGACGGGGCACCCAGUCAAAUCAAAGGCCGAGCCAUGAUCCGCCUCCCAGCCAGUGAGGAGGCCAGCAGGAAUGCCACGUUCUCCGGCUCCUGGCUGAAGUCUUACCUCUGCAGCCCAGUGACCACACUGCUCCUCCCCACACUCUACUCCACGGUGCUGCUGGUCGGACUGCCAGCCAAUGCCCUGGCUUUCUGGGUGUUGGCCACCAAGACCAAGAAAUGCGCCUCCACCCUCUUCCUGCUCAACCUGGCCGGUGCCGACCUGAUCUUCACCUUCCUGCUGCCCUUCAAGAUCUCUUACCAUCUGCUGGGCAACGACUGGCUCCUUGGGGACUAUGCAUGCCGUGCCCUGGUCACCCUCUUCUAUGGGAACAUGUACGGCUCCAUCCUCUUCCUCACUUGCAUCAGCCUGGACCGCUACAUCUCGCUGGUGCACCCUUUCCUGUGGAGGGGCUCCCGGCAUGUCUGGCAGGCGGCGGGAGUCUGUGUGGGUGUCUGGCUGGCCGUGGGGCUGGGUUUGAGCCCGCUGCUGCGCUACCGCCAUUCCCAGCACGUCCCAGAGCUGAACAUCACCACCUGCCAUGACAUCCUGGAGCCGGACACGGAGCGCGACCUGGCCUACUACUUUCCUGCGCUGGUGGUGUUGGGCUUCGCCGCACCCUUCGUGCUCAUCACCAUCUCCUACGGCUGGGUGCUGCGGCGGCUGCUCCACAAGGGGCGGCACUAUGGCCGUGUGGUACGCCUCCUGGCCCUGGUGCUGCUCGUCUUCACCCUGUGCUUCACGCCCAGCAACGUGCUGCUCUUCUUCCACUACCUGCAGCCCCAGCCCGAGUGGCACAACCUCACCUACAGUUGGUAUGUGCUGGCCCUGGCCGUCAGCGCCUUCAACAACUGCCUCGACCCCUUCAUCUACUUCUACGUCUCCCGGGACUUCCGGGCCCAGCUCUGGGCCAGGCCCUGUUGCCGGAUGGGGCAUAACAAGUCCUCCUCAGGCAGGGCCUCCGAGAAGCAGGUGCUGCCCCAGAGGUCCAGUGAGCACAGCCAGCCCUAGGCCAGGGGAGCCUUCAGGCAGUGGGAGGGGACUAGGAAACUGCUUUGUGUUUCCCCCACCACUGCCCAUGGGGCAACCAAGCAUUUGGAAAUGGCUUGCUCCCCAGCUCUGCCCCCAGCGCUUCCUCUGUGGCGCAGGGCCCACAUCUCACCCUGCCCCAGCUCCGGGCGAGCUGCACAGAGGGCACCUCCAGCCAUGCCAUGGGUGCCAUCUCAGGAGAGGGAGACAGGGACCAGGAGCAGCACUGACACUGCCUCCCUCUGGGUCCUUGGCUGAGUUCCUUCCCCUUUAAGCGGUGCUGCCAUACCCCAUGGGGCUCGGUACCUAAUGCACAUCAGUCCCUCAGUAUCCUCAGGCUCUGCAUGCUCCAAUGAGCUGGACUCACCAGCUGCACCAGGGUCCCUGUGGCCUCUGGGGGCACACACUGCAAACCGGCAGCGUCCUGGACGUCCAGACAUGGCCAGGGUCAGGGGUGCACAUGGAGACAUGGGCCCUGGUUACUGAAUCUGGAACUCAGCUCCCACACUGGCUGCUGCCCCCUGUCACGUGUCAAUGUGCUCCCAUGUUGUUGUAUUAACAGUGUGGAGCUGCGCUGAGACGUGGCGAGGGGAACGUGGCCAGUUUGGCAGAGGGACUGCUGGCCCCUGUUCAGUCUGUUUGGAAUCAAGGGGGUAAAAUAUUCACUGGUGCAAUGUUCAGUAGUGGGGUCGUGUUUGUGCUGUCAUUAGGUUUCAGAAUCCACCCUCAUUCAGAUGAGGGGGCAGUUCCUCCCACUGGGAGCUGUUGUUUCAGGCUGGCUGCAGACUCAGGCAGGCUCCCUGCAUUGGCAACCCAGGCUCCCUUGCAAACAGGAGGCUGAGAUCCUGGAACAGGUGUCUGCAGCAUGGGCCCCGCUCCCGGCCGUGUCCAUUAAACUAAAGGCAAAGUGAUUUUACCCUCACCGUUUUCUGUGUCCUUGUGUGUCUUGUGUACAGCCCCCAGCUGGCACAUGUCCUCCCCCAAGUGAGCCUGGGAUAGUGGGUGGGGGAGCUGCUCCCUGGGAGCCCAUCCCUCCCUCACCGCAGGGUGCUCUCAGCUCAGCCCCAGUGUGACCCUGAGAAUCCCCCAGGGCCGACCCACACCUUGACCUC